AUGGAACCUACCGAUGUCACAAAGCAAUUAGGGACUCCACUAAUCGUACAAGAGAUAUCUCGAGGAGUUAAUCCAGACGAUCCGUUUGACGAUGAUGGUUUGAGAAUGAGAACUGGAAUUUGUACUUCACUUCAUAUUGACAUUGACCCUGAUAGCAAGACGUGGGGGGAAACACUUCCAGGGUGGCGAAGGAAAAUGGGGCACUUUCUGGUUGCAAGGCAGGACAGACAAGACAUUACCUUCGAUCAAUUAUCUGCAAUUGUUGGUUAUAUCGAUGCCCUAUCUAACCUAAUGUUCAAGUCAUUAACUCGCCGUGCGAGAAAGCAACUUCUCUAG
This is a messenger RNA of Sclerotinia trifoliorum, 336 nucleotides long. NCBI's taxonomy places the organism in Eukaryota, Fungi, Ascomycota, Leotiomycetes, Helotiales, Sclerotiniaceae. The record is from the annotation of a GenBank genome assembly.